AUGGUUUGCUGCUGGGUGUAUUUGAUGAUCACCGCUGCCUGCUUCCGAAGUUCGACUGCGAAGGGGGGAGGACCAGGGUGGGAUGACAGCCUGUUGUCGCAAUGCCCACAUACAGAUUCGAUGGUGUAUUCUGACUACGGCACGUUGUCGGGGGGAUUCCCAGUCGACACCAAAGUCCCAAGCACAGACUUUGCGGAUACCUCUUUUACGAUGAUCGCAAGCUUGUAUGUGUUUGAGCCCGUCCCAGGCGGCUGGACAUGUUGGCUCGGGAGCGGCCAGACGUGGCCGUUUGUCAAUAGCGGACAUUUGCACUUGUGUUUGACGAACACGAAAUUGAAACUCGGGUUUUACUCCAACGAUCUUGAUGCCAACUAUGCUUUUCCAGCCGAGACCUGGGCGACAGUUUCUGCAGUCUAUGACGCGAGCAGCCAAACACAGCGUCUUUAUGUGGACGGUGCAUUGGUGGGCACCAGGAGUACCUCAGGAAACUUCAAAGGCCAAGCGACUCACAACGUGGAGAUCGGACGGGCGCACAAUAAUCCAACUAGCUUUGACGGCAAGGGGGCGAUACGAAAUGUGGUCUUAUAUACGGAAGCGAUUGAUGCAGCUGACCUCGAGGCCUGUGCAGCGGACCCGUGGAUGACAAUAACAUCCAGUACCUCUAGCACACAUACGCUGACUUCAACUACGUCGGCAACGAUGAGCACAUCGUCCACGAGUUCGUCCUCAGCGACGAGAUCCUCUACGAGUUCGUCGUCUACGGUGAGUACAUCCUCGACUGCCUCAAGCAGCACGUCGUCAACCACCAGAUCACUGACAAGUUCGUCGUCGCUUAGCACAUCGUCAUCGACAAGAACAUUGACUAGUUCUUCCACAGUUAGCACAUUAACGACUAGCACCGAUACCUCAUCGUCGACGAGGUCUUUCACAAGUUCGUCGUCCUCGUCCUCCAUCAGCAUGACAGCCUCCAGCACCGUGACUACAAGCAGCCAGGCGAACGUCACAUUUUUCGUGGAGAAUACGCAGGAUCAGGCGUUGGCAGAUGCAGCAGAAGUCCUCCUAGAUGCCAGCCUCCAGCACAUCGGAGCCCUGGUCACCGUGCCAGGUCUGGGCCGAACCAGCGCUUCGUCCUUCAGCGUGGAGGGCUUAGUGCCUGCUACGCCGAGGUACGUUGUCGGACAACUCGAUAAGAGCUUGCUGGCAGCUUUCCCAUUUCCGCUUGUGAACCACUCUGCAGAUGAUCUGUUCUUGUCAUUUUCCGACUUCGAGGAGGUUCUGCAAGAAGGGGAGGUUGUCAGGCUCGUGUCGGGGAGGCGAGCACAGUUGCUGGCCGAUGCCGUCGACGUGUCUGUUGUCUUCCCCGGGGGACAGCACUGGCCGAUAAAUGUCAGCAUGCAGCAGCCAAUCUAUAUCCGAGUGGCUCCAACUUUGAACGGGAACAACAGCUUGUGUGCGUUCCUCACGGAGUCCGGCUGGUCCAUGGAAGGAGUAAGACCGGCACUGCCAGAAGAACUUGCUGCAGCCAUGGGAGACGAGUACCUUCCGGGUUUCUGGUGUGCAACGACACACCUGACCAUCUUCGCAGCGAUUCUUGAGCUUGCAGUGGCCUGCACGAACAUCGAGGUGCUAUCAUCGCAGCUGCUGCCCAGACUGCUGGAGAGCAGUUGGCCCACUCGUGCGCCUUCUGUGCUCGUUCUUUGCACUUUGGGCUGCUGCGUGGUGAUCUUGCUGGCUGCAAUUCUGGCCGACAGGAGAGCACGUUUGCGGGACGUGUGGCGCCAGUCGAAUUUGCUUACAGCUAUCCCACCAUCUCGGGUGUCCUGCUGCCCAAGCCUCUGCAGAUGCCCGGGCAAGUCAAGCCAUGCAGGGAAAGCACCGCAACAAUCGGAGAGCAAAGAAGCCGCAGAUUCCCCGGGACUGCAGCAGCAGAUCGGAAGAAUGCUUGGUUCUCUUCAGCCUCGGACUUGGGCGCGGAGAACGGGCAUCCGGGUCAUGGUAAGAGGAACGUUGCAGUCGCUUGCUCUGCUGCUCUGGGUGGACGAGCAUUCCUUGCAGACCCAUGUGUGGAAUGGACAGGGCUGGGUACAGGGGAGCUUAGUCUUGGCAAAGUCGAAGCUGCUGGCGAAAUGGACCGCGAAUCUCGAUGAGGAGCUUCCACGGCUUUAUGCUGCCUGGGGCCGUCGGCGCUGGCGACGCGCCCUCGUCUCCUUCGCUGCCUGCCAUCCCUUCCUGGGCAUUUUCCCGGUGUCGGUGCACCUGACUUCGGCGAAGCGUGCGAUGAUCUUCUCACACUUUCUUUUGGGUUCUUUGGCGAUGUCUUCACUGUUUAUCUCCGUGACGGGGGUCCUGGAUGUCACCAGCGACUUCGACUGCCCCGUCGAGGAUGACACGCUUCGGCUCUUGCUCAUUGCAGCUGUGUCCAUGGCUCUGAACUCACUUCCCCGGCUCUUCUUCCGACAGCUCGGAUCCCGGUAUUUUGCUGAGGGCGCUGGUGACGAAUUCAAGGUCAGGAGGAAGUUGAAAGAGUGGCUGGUUGCUGACGCUCUCUUUUGGCUCCUUUCCUUUCUCUGGCAAGCUGGCUACAUCCUUUUCCUUUGUGCCUUCUUGGCGAGUCUGGCGCCAGCAGAUGAGUCGAAAUGUCUCCUUUGUUUCGGCGCCAUUCUCUUUGCGAAGUUCAUAGCAUCCCCAUUUUCCAGGAUGUGCCUUCACUUUGUGUUCACGGAGAUCGCCCUUUGUUCAUUCCCUGAUCUCCUCAAGGUGCCUCCACCAGAGCUUGGAUUAGACCUCACGGCUCCAGCACCGAGUGACGAGGUCCUCUCUGCAGGCGAUGGAAACGUUGCGCAGCAGAAGGUCAUCGAGCUGGCAAGUCGCGGCAUCCGCGUACGGCACCUCUUGGACUUCUACGAAGAGAUGCUUGGGCGAGAGUUCUUUGAUCCGGAGCGAUCUACCACGCAUGAUGUCGUCCGCCACGCCAUCAUCCCCAUGACCCUUCAGGGUGUCUUGCCCGCGGAGGAAGGUGACGAUAUCCUGCAGUGGACCGAAGAUACUGGCGUGACGUUUUUUGAGUCGGAGCAGCGGGUGCAGGGAAUCGCCUACGCAAGCAUGGUGAACGAGCUGAAGCCUGUCUUCGCCUUGAAAAUGGUGACCCAUGCUUGGGGCAACGUGUUUCGCAACUUACUGGCUGCCGUGUUCGCGGAUGCCUUGGGACAGGAGACCUAUGACAGGGUACUACAUUUGCUCGAAGAGCCCGGCUUGAAGACCAUCCGCUUCCAGCUGGCGGCUUUGCAUCAGUUAGACUUCCCGUAUUGGAUAUGUGCUUUCUCGGUGAAUCAACAUGCGGGCAUUUGUAACAGAGCACCAUCCCAUGACUCCUUGGGCCGCGAGAUCACGGCAUGCCCCUGCACAACACCGAAGUUUCUUACUGGCGAGCACUGUGAGAUGAAUAAGUUCGAUGACAUGAUCAACUACCUGCGGCGCAGCAAUGCCGCAGCUCGCAAGAGAGGCGAUGAGACAGAACGCUUCGGCCAGGUUGUGGCCAUUGACAUGGGGUUCGAGCUUUUUUCGAGGAUUUGGUGUGUGGCGGAGCUUGUGGAAGCGGAGAAGCUGCAUCUGCCACAAGCACUGAAAAUGCAUUCCCAAAGCUCACGGGAACAGUGCGUGCUAAAGCUGCACCAGCUCGACGUCCGCUCGGCACAAGCCAGCUUCGAAGCAGACCGUCAACUGGUCUUGGACAAGAUCCAAGAUGUCGAUCUGUUCAAUGACAAGUUGCGUGACCUCUUGCUGACACGGCUGAAUGGCUUUUUGGUCGCAGAGCUCCUAGUCGGCCUUCUGAGUGUUGAGGAACUGCUGGCCACAGUCCUCGAUACGAUUUAG
This is a messenger RNA of Symbiodinium sp. CCMP2592, 3873 nucleotides long. NCBI's taxonomy places the organism in Eukaryota, Dinophyceae, Suessiales, Symbiodiniaceae. The record is from the annotation of a GenBank genome assembly.